AUGGCUGAACAACAGAAGAUGCAAUACGUCAACCUGGGCAAGUCCGGCCUGAAGGUUUCCAAGGUCAUAUUGGGUGCUAUGUCAUUCGGUUCAGACAAGUGGCAACCGUGGGUGUUGAAUGAGGACGCCGCCUUGCCCAUCCUCGAGCACGCCUACAAGAACGGCAUCAACACAUGGGACACGGCAGACACCUACUCCCACGGCAUUUCCGAGAAGAUCAUCGCCAAAGCUCUUAAGCAAUACAACAUCCCACGCAACAAGAUCGUUCUUCUCUCUAAAUGCUAUUUCGGCGUCGACGAAGAGGAUCCCUCCCUUGGUAUUGCAUCUGUCUCCAUCAACGAUGGCGAGAUGGUAAAUCAGGUCGGUCUGAGCCGCAAGCACAUCUUCGAUGCUGUCGAGAAGAGCGUUGAGCGUCUUGGCACCUACAUCGACGUCCUGCAGAUUCACCGUCUGGACCGCGACACACCAAGGGAGGAGAUCAUGAAGGCGCUCAACGACGUGGUAGAGAAGGGCUGGGUCAGGUACAUUGGUGCCAGUUCCAUGGCAGCGUGGGAAUUUCAAACGCUGCAAAACAUUGCAGAGAAGAACGGAUGGCACAAGUUCAUCAGUAUGCAGAACUACUACAACCUCAUCUACCGUGAGGAGGAGAGAGAGAUGAUCCCAUACUGCAAAGAUACAGGUGUAGGCCUAAUUCCCUGGUCGCCCAUUGCCCGUGGUGCCCUCACGCGGCCCUGGUCUGACCGCUCCUCCAGCCGCGCGCAGACCGACAAGUUCCUUGAAAACCUUGUCCACAGACGCGAAGACAAUAUCGACCAGGAGAUCAUCAAGCGUUUGGAAGAAGUCGCGAAGAAGAACAAUGUCAGCAUGGCGUGCAUUGCGACAGCUUGGUGUAUCAAGAAGGGCGUUUGCCCCAUUAUUGGGCUGAAUAGCAAGGAGAGGGUCGAGGAGACAGUGAAGAACGCGAACUAUCAGCUCAGUGAUGAGGAUGCGAAGUACUUGGAGGAGAGGUAUGCGCCUAAGGAGAAGCAGGGUUUCUAG
Messenger RNA from Ascochyta rabiei, 1038 nucleotides. RefSeq names its product CSG1/SUR1-like protein. The coding region runs from base 1 to 1038 and encodes 345 amino acids. NCBI's taxonomy places the organism in Eukaryota, Fungi, Ascomycota, Dothideomycetes, Pleosporales, Didymellaceae. The transcript has 5 exons. The record is from RefSeq and is a predicted model, not a curated record.